AUGCGACGCGUCGAGAGGCGGUGGCCGUACACGAGGAAUACCGCCUAUGUCGCGCUCUUCUGUGCCGCGCUGCUCGUCCUCCAGGUCGGCUUUCGCGGCGGCGACUCGUAUGUGGGCUUUCCGCUUGACGAGGUCUUGGUGGACGCGCACGCGCCGCUGAAGGUGCACCCCAUCUCCAAGUACACCGAUCUCGCCCACCGCCGCUUCGACGCGAAGGUCAAACGCCAGAGCAAGACUCUCAAGCAGGCCGUCGACGAGUACAAGCGCCGCUAUAACAUGAACCCUCCACGCGGCUUCGAAAAGUGGUGGGAGUACGCGCAGGAUGCCAACUUUGUCAUGGUCGACGAGUUCGACGGCCUGAUGGAGGAUCUUGCUCCGUUCUGGAAUAUGUCAGGAGUCGAAGUUGCGCGCCGCGCGAAGCAGGCUGCCGAUCUCCCCUCCAUGGACUACAUCUCCGUUCGAGACGGCGAGGCCAUAGAUAAUACAUACGUGGAUGGCCCCGAACGUGGCGCGCGCGGCCGACAGUUCCUCGUCAUGAUCUCUAAGUUUGCACAUGAGCUCCCUGAUCUCGACUUCGCCAUAAAUGCAUUGGCAGAGGGACGCGUCGUCGUGCCCUGGGAGCACAUCCAUUAUCCCAACUCGACAGACGAAGACUCCAGCGACGGCAUCGAUAUCAUGAAUGCUGAUGGCGAGUUUAUGAUGGACUGGCAAGGCGAUGGCAACGUAUGGGAAAUAUGGCGCCGCAGCUGCCCGCCAAGCUCGCCUGCACGACGCAUACUCGCCAACAGGAUCAACCCCUUCGCCUCGCCUAUCGACUACCUGCAGCCCGAGCUCGAGGGCCGCGGGCGCGACUUCUACUUCACCAUGAGCGUCCCUUCCCGCCUCGAUUUCUGCCAGCACCCGCAAGCGCACUACACGCAAGGCCACUUCUUCUCCGACUGGCGCACAAUCCCUGCCCUCUUUCCCAUCUUUAGCCCUGCCCGUGCCCGCGGCUUCGCCGACAUCCGCAUCCCCAGCCACUACUAUUACCGCUCGUCGCAGCAGUAUACGUACGGCUGGAAUUUCGAGACGAAGGAGGUGGAUGACGUUGACCCGAUGGAGGUUCCUUGGGAGGCCAAGACGGAUAUGAUCUUUUGGCGCGGCUCGACGACGGGUGGAGGCAGCACGCCUCCUGGCCAUGUCGCGUCGUAUCAGCGUCAUCGCUUCGUGCGCAUGACGAGCGAUGGGUCUGACACCCUGCGCGCUGUUACUUUCGAGGAGCCCGCGGGGUCGACGAACUGGGUGACCGCCGAGGUCAAGGCGGGCCUCCUGAACGAGGAGAUCACGGAUGUCGCGUUCACGGCCGCCACCCACAAGGAGUUUCCCGGCGGUCUCGAGGCGCUGUUUGCGGAGCACCGGUUUGGGGACGCGGUCCCGCUAGGCGCGCAUUGGGCGCACAAGUACCUGGCGGAUCUGGAUGGAAUGGGCUACUCGGGGCGCUUCAUGGCGUUCUUGGAGAGCGACUCGGUGCCGGUUAAGUCGAGCGUGUACAAGGAGUUUUACUCGGAUUGGAUAGAACCCUGGGUGCACUUCAUCCCGCUCAGCACGAGCUACCGCGAGCUCUACAAUAUCCACGCGUACUACAGCGGGCCUUCGGAGGCGACCAUGGAGGCCUACAAAGCCGGCCUCGCCGAGGAGGAGGACGAGGGCGAGGACGGCGCGGAGCAUGGGGACGGCGAGAGUGAGAGCGGCGAGGCGCAGAUGGUGUACGACGACGCGUCGCGGGUGGCUCGGUGGCCACCGGUGGGGGCGCGGAAUGUGGAGGGGGACCGGAAGUUGAGGAAGAUCGCGAAGGCAGGGCGGGAGUGGAAGAAGUCGAUGGGGCGGUUGGUGGAUAUGGAGGUCUACGUCUACCGGUUAUGCCUGGAAUACGCGCGGCUCUGCGCGGAGGAUCGGGAGGCGAUGGACUAUACAGGUUAG
This is a messenger RNA of Schizophyllum commune H4-8, 1959 nucleotides long. Its product is annotated as glycosyltransferase family 90 protein. Lineage: Eukaryota; Fungi; Basidiomycota; Agaricomycetes; Agaricales; Schizophyllaceae. The record is from RefSeq and is a predicted model, not a curated record. The coding region runs from base 1 to 1959 and encodes 652 amino acids. The transcript is spliced from 5 exons.